Pundamilia nyererei is the source of this 1527-nucleotide messenger RNA. Its product is annotated as protocadherin alpha-2-like. NCBI's taxonomy places the organism in Eukaryota, Metazoa, Chordata, Actinopteri, Cichliformes, Cichlidae. Gene Ontology annotation, biological process: homophilic cell-cell adhesion. Gene Ontology annotation, cellular component: plasma membrane. The coding region runs from base 1 to 1527 and encodes 508 amino acids. The transcript has 2 exons. Gene Ontology annotation, molecular function: calcium ion binding. The record is from RefSeq and is a predicted model, not a curated record.
AUGGAGAACGAAAAACGAAGUCGUGGAAGGAAUGGGGUCUGGUUUAUUCUCCAUGUAGCUUUGCUGCUGUUUUUCGGGAAAGAGGCUUCGGCAGAAAUAAGAUACUCUGUUGCAGAAGAGGUGAAAGACGGAACUGUUGUCGGAAAUGUUGCAAAGGAUCUCGGUCUUGAUAUCAGCUCUUUGACCAGCCGGCGGUUCCGUGUUGUGUCUGAAUCCAAGGAUGCGUUUUUUGAUGUAAACCAGGACAACGGGGAUCUAUAUUUGUUUAAGAAAAUCGACAGAGAGGAGCUUUGCCUGGGCAGUGGGGCAUGCAUAAUGGAGCUAAAAAUUAUAGCAGAAAACCCUUUGGAAAUACACUACGUAGUUGUAGAAAUUAUUGAUAUUAACGAUCACUCCCCUGUUUUCCCCGAAAAAGAACAGAGGUUUGAAAUUUUUGAACAAACCAUGGCCGGAAGACGAUUUCAGCUGCAUACUGCUCGGGACCCCGAUUCUGGAAUUAACGCAAUUCGUACAUAUACUUUAAGCUCAAACGAAAAUUUUGAAGUAACAAUCCGACAGAGCGAUGAGGAUAUAAUACCAUUUUUGGUGCUGAAGAAAUCGUUGGACAGAGAAAAAAUCAACAAAUACACGUUAACUGUCACUGCAGUUGAUGGAGGAAAACCUCCGCGAUCAGGCACCAUAAAUGUUACUAUAAUCGUUCUUGACACAAAUGACAACCGUCCAACAUUUAGUCAAGAGAGCUACCAAAUAGAAAUAGAUGAAAAUGUUCAAGUAGGGACUUCAAUAUUUAGAAUGAAUGCGACAGACCCAGAUGAAGGUUCCAGUAGUGAAAUUGUAUACAGCCUUGGAAAAACACUCAAGAAAAAAGUCUAUGAUAUAUUUGAACUGGAUAAAAUAAGUGGGGAAAUAAGAAUAAAGGGAAUAGUGGACUAUGAAGAAAACGACGUUUAUAAACUGGAUAUCGAGGCAUCAGAUAAAGGAACACCUCCAUUAACUGGUGAGUGCAGAUUAAUUAUAAAGAUAAAAGACAUCAAUGAUAAUCCACCAGAAAUUGAAAUCACAUCGCUUUCAAAUACAGUGUCUGAGGAUUCAAAGCCCGGCACAAUGAUUUCACUCAUCAGUGUGCGAGAUAAAGAUUCUGGUGUGAAUGGGAAAAUUAUUCUCAGCCUAACCUCAGACUUACCGUUUGAACUAAAACCAUCAUAUAAAGAGAACGUUUAUUCCGUUGUCACUAAAGUUCUUUUGGACCGAGAGGAGGUAUCUCAAUAUGAAUUGACAAUAAAAGCGACCGACUGUGGAGAGCCCCCUUUAUCUACUUUUAAAACUUUGAACAUCCAGGUAGCAGAUGUAAAUGACAACAGACCACAUUUUCCCAUAAAUCCACUACACUUUUACCUGUCCGAAAAUAACGUUGCUGGCAAAUCAAUAUUCUCCGUAAGCGCAGUGGACAAAGACUUAAGUGACAAUGCAGCAAUUUCAUAUCGAAUUGUGAAAGAGGGGAGCCAAAAUGACAUUAUCCCCUUCUAA